Messenger RNA from Octopus bimaculoides (California two-spot octopus), 3305 nucleotides. RefSeq lists its product as uncharacterized. Gene Ontology annotation, molecular function: DNA-binding transcription factor activity, RNA polymerase II-specific; RNA polymerase II cis-regulatory region sequence-specific DNA binding. The record is from RefSeq and is a predicted model, not a curated record. Lineage: Eukaryota; Metazoa; Mollusca; Cephalopoda; Octopoda; Octopodidae. Gene Ontology annotation, biological process: regulation of transcription by RNA polymerase II.
CACAAACACAUUGCUUAGCAGUGUAACACUAAUGGAUAGACCAAUAUACAUAUCAAACACAUUCCUGGCAGCUGGUACAUAAAUAUUAAUCACUAGUAAGGACACAGCAUUUCGUUUUGCAGCCAUAAUAUACUACCAAGUAUAUUAAAGAUUUACAAGUCAAUAUUGUGUCAUACUUUUUGUGUUAGCGGUGCGAUAUUCUCAUUUUAGGUGAUAAACUAUAGAGUUUCUAGAGAAUUCAGAGUCAGCACUAUAGGUUACAACGUUUCAUCUAUAACUACGGCUAUGUAAACAGUGCAGUCGAAGAUUACAAAAAAAAGUAAGGUAAUAGGUAUAUAUGCCUAUUUCAAGAGUUAUUGCUCUUUCAUCUGUGCCACAUCCAACCCAUCAACUACCCAAGAACUCAUUGCUUAAAUACCCACUAAGUUUAGCGGUGUAACUCUAAUGGAUAGACCGAUUUACGUAUUCGUAUACGAAACGUCGUAACUUACAGUGCUGGCUCUGAAAUCUGUAGAAAAUCUAUAGUUUAUCACUUAAAAAUGAGAAUAUCGCACUGCUAACACAAAAUGUAAUACGCGAUAUAAACUUGUAAAUCUUUUUAAACAUAUUAUGGUUGCAAAACGAAAUAGUGCCUAAUCAAUACACACACUUAUAAAUAUAUUGUUUGCUUCUCGUUACUGCCAUUUUCAUUUCCUUAUGCGCAUGCUCAACCAGAUGUUGACUGCUUGCUGCCAUUAGCGAAGAUUUGUUUUUAUGUCACCUUUCAUUGAAUCAACUUCAAACCCUAGUUUGUGACAGUGGGUCUUAGUAUUUGGAAUUAUGGAUACUACUUUUAAUGGUACUUACACUCGGUUGAGUAUGCACGCUGACAUUGCACAUCUAUUGGAGCAUACUGGCUUCAUUUCUUGCGAGCUUACACAUGUCCUCAGCAGUCACGGCCCAUGUAGCAUGGCUGUUUGUACACAUGCGUCAUACAGUCUACCUUUUACUCUGAGUGAGAAUAUCUUUGUCACCAGCAGAGGAAAUUUCAAACACUGGAUCGAGUAUGUAAUUGAGGAUAGCCUUUCAAACUUGAUAUUGGCAAGGCAAGAAACUACAAACACCAAUGUAGCAAAGUACAGAAAGUCAACACUUAUUUGUACUAAAUGUUGUAAAAUUCAGGAUUGAAUGUCAUGGUGAAGAAAGUCAAGCUCCAAGAAAAUUCAGAAAAAUAUCAGAUGACAUUGGGAUGAGAGAAUUUUUUACUCAGAUAAGCCAUCAAUAUUUAUCAUCUUUUGAAGACAAAAGGAAGAUGCUUUAGAGAACAGAUAUUACUUUGUUUAUAUAAAUCUAUUGUGGAAUUACUGUAGAAUGUUUGUUGUGUGUGAGAUUAUUGACAAAAUUUCUCUAUUUCACUAGCUAGAAUGCAUACAAGAUGAAACUUGGAUUACAAAUGAGCUUGCAACAUCUUCAUAACAAUAACAGGUGUUCGAACUAGAGGAGAAAUAUUUGACAGGAAAAGACUACAGAAACAAGAAAAAUUCUGCCAAAAUGAACAACUUUAAUGAUUGAUAUUUUUUACCUGAAGAGAUGCCGAAAGAGAUUAAAAAAUCAUCAUACCACUGUGAUGUAUGUCACAAAUCAUUCUCUCAGAGAGGUAAUCUCACUACUCACAAACGCAUUCAUACAGGAGAGAAACCAUAUCACUGUGAUAUCUGUGGUAAAUCAUUCUCUGGAAGUGGUGAUUUAACUUCUCACCAACGUACUCAUACUGGAGAGAAACCAUUUAGCUGUGAUAUCUGUGGUAAAUCAUUUUCUCGAAAUGAUGAGCUAACUGUACACAAACGGAUUCAUACAGGAGAGAAGCCAUAUCACUGUGACAUCUGUGGUAAAUCAUUCUCUGAAGGAAGUAACUUAACUAAACACAAACGUAUUCAUACUGGUGAGAAACCAUAUCAGUGCGAUAUCUGUGGUAAAUCAUUCACUGGAAGUAGUAACUUAACUACUCAUCUACGUAUUCAUAGUGGAGAAAAACCACAUCACUGUGAUAUCUGUGGUAAGUCAUUCUCUCAAACAAGUGAAUUAACUAAACACAUACGUAUUCAUACAGGAGAGAAGCCAUAUCGCUGUGAUAUCUGUGGUAAGUCAUUCUCACAAGGAGGUACCUUAAUUGCUCAUAAACGGAUUCACACAGGAGAGAAACCAUAUCAGUGUGAUAUUUGUGGUAAAUCAUUAUCUCAGAGUGGUGAAUUAACUAUACACAAGCGCAUUCAUACAAGAGAGGAACCCUAUUGUUGUGAUAUCUGUGGUAAAUCAUUCUCUCAUACAGGUAGCUUAACUAAGCACAAGUAUAUUCAUACAGGAGAGAAACCAUUUAACUGUGAUAUUUGUGGUAAAUCAUUCACUCAAAAAAGUCACUUAACUAUGCAUUUAUGUGUUCAUACAGAGAAGUAAUCACAUAUAUGUCAAAAGUAAUUUUAUGAAAGUUAUAUACGACCAUAAAUAUAUUGAAACUAGAAAUAAGAUAUAACAGUGUCAUAACAGCCUCUUAACACUAUAUUUUUAUAUAGCCACAGCUAUACAUUUUUAAGAUGAUUUACAAAUGUGAUAUUUUUAAUACUUAACACAUUUUCUGUUACAAAGAAACUAUUUGAUAAUUUGACAUUGAGAAUAAAUAAUUGAGAAAUGUAUUAUCAUAAAUCAGAGAUAACAUCACUGUACAGUUAUUAAGUUAAAAAUAACUAUAUAAAUCAUAAAAUGAAAUAUUUUAUUAUACCAUGAUAAGAUAUACAUAUGUAUGUUAUAUAUAUUCUUUUAUGUAUCUUAUAAAUAUUCUGGUUUAAAUUUUAUUGUGUAUGUAGAUAAAUUUUAACUGCUUAGCUUGAGAAUUAAAACUAUAACUUAGAUUUCACUCCAAUAUUUUUUCCUUUCUCUAACAUAUAGCACAUCAGGAGGUCAGCUGUCAUAUUUUAUCACAUUUCCUUAAAUUAAGUAGUUUUCAUAGGUCACUGAGAAUUGAAACAUAGAUAAGGGAUAACAUCCCCUUUGUUCUGGUGCUGACAUUAAGUUUCCUCUGAAAAUAUAAAUAGAAUCUCCCUCAAAGCACCAGGGACAGUAGUUUUCAAUUGCUCCAACACAAUGGUCAGUUCUUUUUCUGUUUUGCUUUCUAGCAGACAGCUUGACCUGUUAGACAUACUGCUUCCACCACUUCUCAUAGCACACAAACAAGAAUAUUCGCAUUAGCCUGCUGCUACUUAGAAUAAUAUUUUCAUUGCCUGCUGCUGCUAACCUGAGACGUGUCAAAUAAAGAUUUGUUGAUGACAUUC